Messenger RNA from Colletotrichum chrysophilum, 723 nucleotides. RefSeq lists its product as uncharacterized. Lineage: Eukaryota; Fungi; Ascomycota; Sordariomycetes; Glomerellales; Glomerellaceae. Bases 1 to 723 code for a protein of 240 amino acids. The record is from RefSeq and is a predicted model, not a curated record. The transcript is spliced from 3 exons.
AUGUCGGAAAAUAUCCAAGGCCCCGGUCUCCUUUUCGUGAACUCCAAGAUUAUUCGCCCAGAUCUCAUUGACGAGGAGUCGUUCUUUAAAUGGUACGAUGAAGACCAUAUUGCGGAGAUCCUCGCAACGAGCGGUAUCCAGUCAGCCUUUCGCUUCCUCGACGUCAACAUCGGCAGCGUCGAACGGCCGUAUCUAGCCAUAUACCCGAUGAGAGACAUUGGCUUCACGCAAACCGAGGAGUUCCGCAACAUCAACGUCUCGAGCGACAUGCUUCCGAACGGCGGCCCCAUUUACGACCUUGCAGACUUUGAUGUGCGGUACUACAAGUUGGUCCAGGUAUUUGAUCCCAAGAAGGGCAAAGCUCAGUACGAGCUGGGUGAGCUCACCGAAGAUGAGUUUGACAGCUGGUACAGGAAAGAGUUGGCCGGUGUGCCAGGAUAUCUCCGAACAACGAGGUUCAAGCUCGCCCUUGCUCGGUCUAACGCGCAGUCCCGCGCGCUGAAAGGCCUGUCCACAAAUGAUGAGCCCCCACCGCAACCCCCAAAGUGGCUGGCAGUUCACGAAUUUGAGUCGGAAGAAGUAGACCUGGUGUCACUCAGACAGCUGACUGAUACAGAGUGGACUCGUAAGAUCAACAGUGUUUCGAAAACGCGUGUAUUUCCAGUGUUCAAGAUCGCCAAGGCACAUGGCGCAGGUGACUGGUUUCAUGAUGUGGCUGAAUAG